UUUUUUGGCUUACUUUAAAUUUUUCUUACAAUCUGGACCAAUGUCUUUGGAGAUUUUCUUGUGUUUAUUUUCAAUCAAGAGCUCUACCUGAAUAUAACUUCUUGAUGUUAGAACUUCAAAUCAUAUUGAAUUGAAUGAUGUUGUCUCAUGCCACUUGGCAAUAACUGCUUUCAUGACCUUGUUACUGAAUAACUUAUAUUUAAUCCUUUGAAAGGCAGCAAUCUAGCCCUUUGCAGUGUAUGUUUUUGGUUUCAUUUGAAUACUUAUUAGGAUUACUAAUGCAAAUAGCAUGCAUAACUUAAUGAGAUUCUUGUUCAUGACAUGGAAAUUUCAAUUAACUCUCAAAUUUAGAAUCAUAAUCCAUUUCUGGUAAAAACAGAUGAGCCAUUCACAGGUCAAUCAAAUUAUACUUAAUGUGAUAUUCAUGUUGGAUAGUCUUACUCUUUCCAAUUUGGAUGGACCAGAAUGUGAGUAGACUGCUAUUUUAUUAUAUGUGCAUAGUUCAUGUUUGCUGAAGUUCCGCAUGAUUCCCAUUAGAGGGCCAGCUACCCGUCCUUUCUGCCCAAUGGUUUUUAUGAAAGGGAGGCAUUAAUGAACCAAAUAUGUCAGGAGGGAUUAGAAAUCAAUGUUGCUUUUGCUUCCUUAAUACUAAAUAUAGAACUAACAUAUUUGUUGACUUUAUAUUAUUAAUCUUCACUAUGUUUGCUCUGCUAAUGUGUCUUUUGGAUCUGAAGAUUUCUCUUCUAUUGAGAAUAACUAUAGGCUUUCUAACCUAAGCUUGCAAGUUAGAGUUAACUUUAGUUGAUUUGAUAAUAAAAAGUAGACUUCUAACUAUUGAGUUAGUUAAGAGUAUGUCUAAAGCUUUGUAGAUGUUUUUAGAUUAUGCAUAUAUACUAGCAUCUGAGAUAUUACUAACUGAAAUUUCAGAUUUGAACAAACAUAAGGUACAUAUGAAGCACACUUGUUUCAAUAGUGGAGUCAUAUAUGUGUUUAACAUUUAUACUAGAUAGGACUCACAUUUCCACUUAUAGAUACUUUAUUUUCACAUUGUGUUUCUCUAAGGAUUUGUUCCUCUUAAUAAGUGACUACUAUUUACAUGUUGGAAUAUUGAGCUCUAGUUGAGUAGAAGUUACCUUGCCCUCGGUUUUAUUUUUAUUUUCUUAUAUAUUAACUUCUUUUUUUAACUUUAUAGUACAACAUGUUAGUGAUUUUACAUUACCAAGACUUGUAGGUUUUGUAGCAACUCUAGGGAAAAGUAAGUGUAAUGCCAACAAGUUUUUGAAGAUCUUGAUGUGAGUAAGUCUAGGUAACUGAUACAGAACUGAGAGAGGAGAGAGAACAGAAGAAUCAAUGACUAACUUUCAUUAACAUUUCUUCCCACUAAUGAACUAACUCCUUAUAGAAAUAAAUGACAGUUAGUAAUGGUAUUCGGUUAAUACAGCUAUUAUUCAAGUACACUUACAAUUCUUAUAUCGGCCAUGCAUAGUAUGUCUUCUAAAUUUUCCAAGCUAUAAUAAGUUUUAAUCUGCAUUCCCUAUUAUAAUUGAUGUUCUUGUACUUUUUCACAUUUAAUGAAAAUCAUGGACAUGAACACAUAUAAGCUAAUAUUUCUAUCCUAAGGCUUUUUUAUUCAUUUUCCUCUAGAGCUUUUGUUUAUCAUUUUGACGUCAAUGCUAAUGUGUCUUGCAUUCCUUUCAUUAAACCUUUACUCUUUUUCAUUUUCCUCCGCUACAUCAUUUAUUAAUGUUUUUUCCUUUCUCUCUAUACCAAGUGUUGCUUAAACUGAUGAAAUUUCAUAGUUGGUGAUCAGAAUCAUCGUGCUCAUGCUACAAGUGAAGUUCUUUUCUUUGAUUUUUAAUAUUUGUAUAUACACCCUCAGUCUUAAUAUGUCUAUCCUUAGAGGCCAUACUUGAAAAAUUCCACUGAUUAGAUAACAAUACUUUGGUAAGAAUGUAGUGGGUCAUUAUGAUAUGACCAUGUUUUCUUGAACUAAUUUUUGUUCUUCUAUAUAUUACUUCUCCCUUGUUAGGGCAUAAUUUGCUAAUCAUGUUAUGUUUUGUUACUCCUUCUUUUAAAGAUUUUAUCAUUUCAUUGAUAUGGAGGUCUUCUCAACUGACAUUUGAUGUAUACACGUUACUUUCCUAUUUAUUUGUAUUGUGAUGCAUCUUUGUCUAUUUAAUUUUUUUUCACCUUGUUUGGUUUUUGUACAAUUUUCUAAUCCAUUUAUUUUUCAAUGUGAUUAUUUCAUUUUUCAUAUGCAAAGGUCUAAAUUAUGGCUUCAUUUCCUUGUAGUUAUUGUUGCGCAUUCAGUGAUAGUGCAUGUAAAUUAGAUUUUUGAAUUUCUUUUAAAUGUUUUUUACAAUCUGGAUUAAUGUGUGUGUGUGUGUGUGGGGAGAUUUUCUCAUGUUUACCUUCAAACAGGAACAUGACCAAACUGUAACUUCUUAAUGUUGAUGUCAGAACUUCAAAUCAUGUUGGAAGUAAUGAUGUUUUAUAUAUCAUGCUAUUGGCUAUAAGUCUAUAACAACUUUCAUGACCUUGUUACUAAAUAAUUUGUAUAUUAUCCUUUAAAAGUUUUUGUAACAGUCUGAAUAUUUAUUUAGACUUAAAAUACUCAUGAUAAGUAAGAUUUAUCAGAUAGUUUUCAUAAUAUGAAAAAUUGAAUUAUUUUGAACUCUAGAAUUCAGAAUCGUAGUCUAGUUCUAGUGGAAAUUGAAGGGCAUUUCACAAGUCAAUCAUAUUAUAGUCAAUUUCAUGUGAUAUUCAUGUUGGUAGUCUUCUUUUAGUUUCGUUGGACUGGGAUGCAAACAGACUAUUAUAUUUUUGCAAGUUCAAGGUUCUUAUUUGGUGGCAUUACAAGUGCCAGCUCUGUUAAUGAAUCAUUAUGGCAAAGGCUCAUAGCACUUCAUACUAUUCUGAUUCUAAAGGCCUUGCAAUAGGUCCUCUCCCUGAUGAUGUUUAUGACGAAGAGGCAUCAAUGUUCUAGGAAAGAGAUUAAUGUUUCUUUUUCUUCCUUCAGUUUAGAUUCUGGAUACAAAAAUGACAUAUUUGUUAACUUUGCUUUUAAUCUUCAUUGUCUAUUCUGUUUAGGUGUCUUCUAGAUUUGACCAGUUCUCUGCUACAAAAAAUGACUAGUUUUCUCCAGUCUUCUGGAUCUAAACCCAACUACAAGUUAGAAUUAACUUGCAGCUGAUUUUGAUUGUUCAAAAAAAAAGGAAUGGUUCGAUAAUGGAGUUCUAUAUAUAAGUGUCUUUUUCCUCUUAGUGACUCAAUCCUUGUUUGUUUCUCUUGACAAUGUUGGAGCAUAGAACCUAGGAGCAGAAAACCUGGAGAGGUGGAAUCUAGCUCGAGAAACUUAUCUAAUGAUUGAUGAUUGUUAAUCUUGAAGAAGAUGGGGAAACAAAAAUGGCAACACCAGAUAAUGCACUGUAUUGUAGACCCCUCAAGUCUCUUCAUCCUAAUUAUCCAAUCUUUCCAACGUAUUACUUGUUUAAUUGUUUAUUGUCAUGUUUAUAAUUUCUCUUAAAGAACCUUUUAUGAUUGUUUUAUGAGUUUUACCUACAGAGAGCAGGACCACUCUUAUGGAGUUCAUGCUUUUAGAGAAAGCUUGAAGUUUUACAUGAUGACACUAUUGGCACUUUUUACUACCAUUUUCAUAUGUAGCUGAGUUUCCUUGAUGUGUCUGCAAGGCGUAUAAGAUAUUACAUGUACUCUUGUUUGGGGGAACCACCAACGGCACCAGUAUAUUAAAGUAUAAUCAACCUUUCUCUUGCAUAUAUGAGAAGAGCAAAGUGACCGUGACAAAAGGUGCUUUCAUUGAGAGCCUGAUGACUGAUAAAAAUAGGAUGAAGGAAUUGGCUGCUGAAAUUAAGAAACUCCAAGAGUUAGGGAACAACAUGAAUUGGCUCAUAAUGCCUGGAUGGAUAAGUUUGAUAGUAGUAUGGAUGAUAUGGCUAAGGUGAUGAUAGAGUUAUCUGCAAAUGUCGCUAAGCUUGUUCAUGAGAAAGCCAUCGGGUCUUCGAACUUAGAGCAGAUGGUCGUUGCGCAUAACAAUCAAGGACAGAUGGUUCAGGUGAAGCAUGCAAAGAUUGACUUCCUGAGGUUUGAUGGGACUGAUCCUUUGAAUUGGAUUUUUAAGGCAGAACAAUUCUUCAAUUACUAUGAAAUGUUAGACUCGCAGCAGGUGAUUUUGGCCGCCAUUAACAUGGAAGGGGAUGUGAUGCCAUGGUUUUAAAUGAUGAAGAAGACGCACCAGGUUCCUACAUGGUCUGCUUUAACUCAAGCCGUAGGACGACAAUUUGGCCCAACUCAGUAUGAAAAUCCCAGGGCUCAACUAUUCAAGUUGACUCAAACUGGGUUAGUCCAAGAGUAUCACAUUAGAUUUAUGGUUAUAGCAAAUCGGGUUGAAGGUCUUUCUACUGAAGCCCUACUCGACUGUUUCAUCAGUGGGUUACGUGAUGAUCUCCACUGUGAGGUCACUUCUAGAGAGCCGGAGUCACUACCCAAGGCCACUGCCUUGGCGCGUUUGCUAGAUGAGAAAACUACAACAACCUGGGGAUAUUUGAAGGGGCGAAGUCCGACAACCUUCACAACCAUAGUCACGACUCCGAGAGGGUUGACCAGUACUUCGGGUUUGGGUAGUACUAGCACAGCAAAGGCGAACUUGCCUCCAUUAUUACCUAAACCGAACACGAAGCCUCUUAUGCCAGCGAAGAAAUUGACGCCAGCCGAGAUUCAAUUAAAGAGAGAGAAAGGCCUUUGUUAUAUGCGUGAUGAGAAGUUCUCUGCCACUCAUUGGUGCCCUAAUCGCCAGAUUAUGAUGCUACACUAUGAAACUGACGAUAACCCAAUUGAAGACCAGAUUGAGGAUAAAAGAGAAGAGCAAAAUCCUGAAAACACUGGUCCAGUAGAGUUGCAUCAUCUGUCAUUAAAUGCAUUGCAUGGAACUUCGGGUAAGUGUACUAUCCGUUUUAUUGAAAAUAUUUUAGGAAUUGAUGUGUUGGUUUUACUUGAUGGUGGAAGAUCAGAUGAUUUCAUUCAACCGAGGAUUGUUAAACAUUUGAAUCUACCAGUUGAGAGAGUUCCUCCAUUUCGAGUAAUGGUAGGAAAUAACCAGUAUAUGCAAGGUGACAGUAUAGUGAAGGAUCUGCCCUUAAUGAUCCAAGGCACUAGGAUACACGUUUCGGCUUUUGUUUUGCCAUCCACCAGUUAUGAUGUGGUAUUGGGGUCCUCUUGGUUAGCCACACUCGGGUCCCAUAUCUCUAAUUAUAAUGAAGCUUUCAUCAAGUUUUUGACAAAGGAUAGGUAGGUCACUUUACAAGGUAAUAAGAUAGCUUUACCAGCCGAAGCUCAGAUUAACCAUCUACUCCGUUUUCAAGAGACUAAUUGAGAAGGCGCAAGAUAGUUCAGCACUAGUAUUACCUAGUGAUACUCCUAUAGAUUUAGCUGCAGUGCUAAAUCAAUAUAAGUCAGUGUUUGAUGUUCCCAAAGGCCUUCCUCCGUAUCGCACGUAAGAUCAUGCCAUAAAUUUGUAACCAGGGGCAGGGCCAGUCAAGGUGAGACCAUAUAGGUAUCCCUUUAGCCAGAAAAGUCAGAUA
Prosopis cineraria is the source of this 5597-nucleotide messenger RNA. RefSeq lists its product as uncharacterized. NCBI's taxonomy places the organism in Eukaryota, Viridiplantae, Streptophyta, Magnoliopsida, Fabales, Fabaceae. The coding region runs from base 4235 to 5308 and encodes 357 amino acids. The record is from RefSeq and is a predicted model, not a curated record. The transcript has 4 exons.